This is a messenger RNA of Colletotrichum tamarilloi, 1170 nucleotides long. RefSeq lists its product as uncharacterized. The record is from RefSeq and is a predicted model, not a curated record. The coding region runs from base 1 to 1170 and encodes 389 amino acids. Lineage: Eukaryota; Fungi; Ascomycota; Sordariomycetes; Glomerellales; Glomerellaceae. The transcript has a single exon.
AUGGCCAACAUGCCUGGAUACGCCCCUGCCGGGUCAACAUACCUCCACUUCACAUCUCCUCAAUCAGCGCCCGCAACCACCUUCGACGAAAGGAAGCUUUCAAAUGCGAGUCCUUCCGCCAUCAGUGAUGAGUUCAACCUGGUCAUCACCCCCGAGUGGGCCAUCGAGGUGGAGCCAUCCGUAUAUGAUGAGAUUGCCCAAAAGUUAGUCAGGAAGCUGAAGGAGAGCGGAGACGUCGACAUUGAGGAGGUCGCCUUUCCUCCCACCAGAAAAGCCCACGUCAUCACUUGUGAGGCGGAUGUGGUGGCCAUCUUCAACGAGCGAAAGCGAGCGACAGAUGCCCUUCUUGUCGCUUCGGAUCUCGAUGGCAAUUCACGCUGGACUUCCGAGUUUCAGGUGUCGGCGUUUGGUAUCCAGAGGGCUGCCGUAAAGAAUACCGAGAAGAAUACCGAGAAGAAGGCCAAGGAGAAGGUCGAGAAGAAGCGGAAGGCCGACGAUGCCAAGGUUGAGGACAGUCCUCAACGUACCUCGAAGAAGCCGCAACGUGGCAAGAAGGCGGUCGUGCCAAAUAACAAUCCCUCAACUGUAGAGCCCGACGACAACUCGAACGAAGUCAAGGAGGGACGUACAACAAACCCCUGGGUAGUGGGAAGGCCCGACCAGGGCUAUUUCAUCCUUGGUCACAACGAGAAGAUCCCGUCUCUUCCGAUGGCUAAGCCUCGUGAAGCGUGUCGACUUUUCGCCGUUGUCGAAGCCAAGGAUGUCGGAAAGCUUUAUCGCUGGCACGAGGCGUUCAUGCGAUGGUCCAAGAGUCGAAAUACUGCCCCCGAAACUAGAGAUGACAGGCCGGGAACCCUCAGUUUCACCAUGUUCGACAGUCACACACGCAAAUCCAUGGCGAUGCUCCUGAAGCAGGCUGCAGCUUAUGCCCUCAUUUUCCGUACAAAGUACGUGAUCAUGACAGACCACGCAGCACUCAUGUUCCUUGUCUUUCGCGACAUGGAAGUUACAAGCGGUUCGACUCCUGCCGAUGUGUGGAGAAAGGGUGUUGGGGAGGCGGUUGAGGUGACAUUCAUCAGACCGCACGAUGAUGAGCCUUUUGAAGGUCCACUGGCUGGAUUUCUUGCGGAGGCACGACAGAAGACCCCGCUGGAUACUGUUACAGACUGA